Prinia subflava (tawny-flanked prinia) is the source of this 2318-nucleotide messenger RNA. It is a transcript of the gene THAP5, whose product is annotated as THAP domain containing 5. Bases 601 to 1824 code for a protein of 407 amino acids. NCBI's taxonomy places the organism in Eukaryota, Metazoa, Chordata, Aves, Passeriformes, Cisticolidae. The record is from RefSeq and is a predicted model, not a curated record. Gene Ontology annotation, cellular component: nucleus. The transcript has 4 exons.
GCUCGGCCCCGCCCAGCCCAGCUCGGCCCGGCCCGGCCAGCGCGGCCCUCGGUGGCCGGCAUGCCGCGGUAUUGCGCCGCCACGCGCUGCAAGAACCGCGGUGGCCAGAGCGCCAAGGACCAGCGCAAGCUCAGCUUCUACCCGUGAGUGGCCGCGGAGCGGGACAGGGUCCGGGUGAGCGCUGGCCGUGGGGGUGGUAGUGAGCCCCACCGCGGAAGUAAAUGGCAGAAAGACUCAACGGGUCGACCACGCUGGUGGUCGCCUUGGAACCCCUCCUGGUCCCGGGAGGCUGGAGGGAAACAACGCUGACCCCCUGGGGGUAGGGACGGUGUAGCGAAUAAAGAGUGCACAGCUCGGAGCAAGCACACACACCGCCCCUCGCACAAGGAGGACGGGACUUGGGGGAGGAGGCGAUGACACGGCAGCAUCUGAGGACUCCGAAAUAGGUGCGGAGGGUCCGUGAAGUGAAGAGCAAGCAAAUUUGGCUAAUAUAUAAAAUUUACGCUUCUGGCUCUGUUUCGCUGCUGGCUGUAUGGAAGCGAUGUUCCAGCAGGGCAGGCAGUAGUGGAGGCUUUGGCUUGAUGGUGAAGUGUCUGUGCAAUGACGGGUUACAUGCCAGGAGCAGGACCCGGAAGAGUAAGCAAGUUUCCACUUCGUGAUAAAGAGCGACUUGAGAAAUGGCUGCGGAACAUGAAGCGGAGUUCCUGGACUCCGAGUAAGCACCAGCUCCUGUGCAGCGAUCACUUUACCCCUGAUUCCCUGGACGUGCGGUGGGGGAUACGCUACUUGAAAAACACCGCUGUGCCAACCAUUUUCUCUUCCUCAGAUGAUGAAGACCUGAAGCAAAGUUGUGGAAGAUGCUUACAUGAGUUCUUGGCCUCUGAGGAAAAAAAUUCUUCUCAGAGCAGUCCACAACAGGUAAAGAAAGAAGACCGGGAAGAAACAAAUGUUGUGUCAGAGAAAGUAUCUGUACCACUUGAACUUUGUACACCAAAGAAAAAUCCUGUAAUUGCACAAAAUGUAGAGGAAAAGGCAGAAGUGGUUUGUCCAACUGCACUGAGUAAACCUUUACAAGUUCAAAACCUGCAGCUUCCAGGUGAAGGUGGCUUUCGGGUAGACAGUGUCAUUCUUGGUAGUUCAUGUGGGCGGUAUGUACAUCAGCCUAAUCCCUUUUUAUUGACAGCAGCAGUCCAAAGCAUGGAAGCUACCAGUGUUCAUACUUCUGUAGAGGAUUCAGGAGGUUGUACAGCUACAGUCCUGCAAUUUACAGACCCUGACUACUUGAAUUCAUUUCUGAAACCGAACAGUGCCUUAGGGUCAGUUACUGACUAUGCAGUUGAAAAUUCUGUCCCUCAUUUGGUCUGUUCUGGUGAAGUGCAGACAAGUGAAGAUGCAGUUCUACUGAGUACAGUCACACAAACCAUUGAACAGUUCAGUGGAAGUGAAGAGUCUGUCAUUGCUAUUAUUAUGCCAGCUGAGAGUCCAGAAGAGCCUGAAAGAGUAAAUAGUUCUUUCCUGCCUGUUAAGGAAGAGUUUCUUGAUGCAGGGGAGACAAAAGUGACUGAACACGACAGAAAUGAAAUACUGCAGACUGAGCAUUCAUACUGCAGGCAAGAAAUGGACAGAGAUCACCUUUGGCAAAAAAUUUCAAAACUCCACUCUAAGAUAACUUUACUUGAAAUGCAGGAGGUAAAAACUUUGGGAAGGCUCAGGUCGUUGGAAGCUCUUAUUAGACAGCUGAAGCAAGAAAACCUGCUUUCUGAGGAAAAGCUGAAGAUGGUAGAAAAUUACUUUACAACACUUGAAGUGACUAUGAUACAGUAAAGGCUUUCAAUUUAUGGUUCUAAAAUAUCUUUUUAGCGUCUUUGACUGUACUUUUGGACAAAUUAACUUUUAUUUCCAGUUGUAAUGUUGUAAAUAUCUAAUGCAAAUCAUGUGAAUAGCAAAUAUUCUUUAAAAUGUUACAUCAACCAAAGCUAAGUGGUAGAAUGCUGUCUGUAAAACAUGACUGGCAAGUGAGAUUAAAAAAAACCCUCUGAAUUGGGCAAAGAUUUUUUAAGUCAGUAAGAUAAUUUAACCCUUUCUCAGCUGCAGGCUUCUCUCGAAAGUGCAAUGCCUGCAUUAGGGACAGCAGUAGAAUGGAUAAAACAAGCAUAUAGUAUGAAGAAUUAUAUAUGUAUAUAUUUGCAUUGUCCAGUGAGGCCAAAAUUGCUCUUUAGUUUUCUGUUCAUGUAACAUUUGUUCUGAUGUUUUUAUGUAUGCUUUGAUCUUAUUAAAAAUGUUUCUGCAUAAACACUGUUUUUAUUCAUUUGUUUCUA